Messenger RNA from Lachancea sp. 'fantastica', 1653 nucleotides. NCBI's taxonomy places the organism in Eukaryota, Fungi, Ascomycota, Saccharomycetes, Saccharomycetales, Saccharomycetaceae. The record is from the annotation of a GenBank genome assembly.
AUGCUGUUCAACAAGGUUGCAGCUCUGUCUUUGAGCUCCUUGCUCGCCAGCACAGUCUCCGCAGCUGAUUUGCCAGCUAUUGAGAUCAAAGGCAACAAGUUUUUCUUUUCCAACAAUGGCUCUCAAUUCUACAUGAAGGGUAUCGCUUACCAACAGGAUAGUGCCAACUCCACACAUGGCAACACUUUCAACGAUCCUCUCGCUGACUACUCUGCCUGUUCCAGAGAUAUUCCAUACAUGCAAGCUGUUGACACUAACACAAUUCGUGUCUACGCUCUAAAUGCCAGCUUGGAUCACACUCAGUGUAUGAAGGCUUUGAACGAUGCCGGCAUCUACGUCGUUGCUGACUUGUCGCAACCUUCUGAAUCUAUCAACAGAAACAGCCCAUCGUGGACGGUGGAACUGUAUGAACGUUACACCUCGGUCGUUGAUCAAUUCCAUAACUACACCAACGUUCUCGGGUUUUUCGCAGGUAACGAAGUCACAAACAACAACUCGAACACUGAUGCUUCUGCCUUCGUGAAGGCCGCCAUCAGAGACACCAAGGCUUACAUCAAGCAGAAGGGAUACAGAUCUAUCCCUGUCGGAUACUCAACCAACGACGAUGAAGAUACCAGAGUCCCCAUGGCCGACUACUUUGCCUGCGGUGACGACGAUGUGAAGGCAGACUUCUAUGGUAUCAAUAUGUACGAGUGGUGUGGUGACUCUACUUUCCAAACUUCCGGUUACGCCGACAGAACCAAGGAAUUUUCUAACUUGACCGUCCCACUCUUCUUUUCCGAGUACGGCUGUAUCGAAAGCAGACCCAGAAAGUUCCAAGAAGUUGGUACACUAUACGGUCCUAACAUGACUGACGUUUGGUCCGGGGGUAUCGUGUACAUGUACUUUGAGGAGGAGAACAACUAUGGGUUAGUUUCCGUAGCCGACAACAAGGUCAGCACCUUGUCCGACUACAGCUAUUACUCGGAGACCAUCAACAAGGUGUCUCCAACCUCCAAGAACUCCAACUCUUACUCUCCUUCCUCCACAUCGUUGUCCUGUCCAGCCACCAACUCCAACUGGAAGGCUGCUACCAGUCUGCCACCUACCCCUAACAGCGCUCUUUGUGAAUGUAUGUCGAACUCCUUGAGCUGUGUUGUCGACGACAGCGUCAGCGAGGACGAUUACGGCGACUUGUUUGGCGUUGUGUGCGGCACAAUCUCUUGCGAUGGUAUCACUGCUGACGGUGCCAACGGUACUUAUGGCUCAUACUCAUUCUGCAAUGCCAAGGACAAGCUAUCCUUCGUGUUGAACAACUACUACAUUAAGAACGGCAAAAGCAAGUCCGCUUGUGAUUUCAGUGGAUCAGCUUCCUUGCAGUCUGCUACCACUGCCUCUUCCUGCAGUUCUGCUUUAAGCCAAGUUGGGUCCGUUGGCACUGGUUCUGCUAGUGGUCUUUCAUCCUUUACCGGCUCCGGCUCUGGCUCUUCAGCAUCUGGUUCCGGUUCGGGCUCUGCUUCCAAAUCUUCAAGCUCCAGCUCCAGCUCCAGCUCCAGUGGCUCCGGCAAAAAGAACGCUGCCGUUGCAAGCACUCAGACCUCUUUGGCCAAGGUUUUCAUGACCGCUUUGGUCGUCAUUGGUGCUACCGCAGGUGUUGGUUUCGUAAUCGCUUGA